UGGCAAAGCAUUACUAUAACACUGGUUGAGAAAGUGCAGAUGGUUGCUGUAAUCCUAGGAUCUCUGUUCUUAGUAGCAAGUGUGACUUGGCUUCUAUGGUCAGCCUUCAGCCCUUAUGCAGUAUGGCAAAGAAAGGACAUCCUUUUUCAAAUCUGCUAUGGAAUGUAUGGUUUUAUGGAUCUAGUAUGCAUAGGACUGAUAGUACAUGAAGGUGCAUCUGUUUAUCGAGUAUUUAAGCGCUGGAGGGCUGUGAAUCUACACUGGGAUGUGUUAAAUUACGAUAAAGCCACAGACAUAGAAGAGAGCAAUCGAGGAGAACCCUCAGGGAUGACUGCAUUUAGAAACAGAAGUUUAGUUCAUCCGACACAGUUAACCUCACCAAGAUUUCAGUGUGGCUAUGUAUUGUUACAUCUGUUCAACCGCAUGAGACCUCAGGAAGAUCCGUCAGAAGAUAACGGCUCUGGGGAAGUAGUGAUGAGAGUGACCUCAGUGUAAACAUGAUGCUCACUGUGCUACCCAGAUAAGGAUGAUGUGCC
This is a messenger RNA of Fulmarus glacialis (Northern fulmar), 536 nucleotides long. It is a transcript of the gene MARCHF11, whose product is annotated as membrane-associated ring finger (C3HC4) 11. Gene Ontology annotation, molecular function: ubiquitin-protein transferase activity. Lineage: Eukaryota; Metazoa; Chordata; Aves; Procellariiformes; Procellariidae. The record is from RefSeq and is a predicted model, not a curated record. Gene Ontology annotation, biological process: protein ubiquitination.